AUGAGCUGGCACGCACGUCUUGGCCUGGUGUUGGUGGCGUUGGCUCAUCUGGCCGCCUCCUACUGCACCGGCCUGUCGGACGACUGUCCCUCCAACCCGAGCCCUCUCCGACGCUUCAACCCGCUCAACUUCCACAUCAACACGUGCAACUUCAAAUGGACGCACGGAUGCACCAUCCUAGACAAGCACGGCGGCCUGCAGCAGAAGCCGCCGCCCUUUUCGCUGUGCAACUCCAAGCACCGGCCGUCCGGGCUGCUGGCCACCGACGCUUACACGCUGGCGCUGCAAGUCAACGACUUCGCCCCGGACUCGCCCAGCGUCACGCUGCACGGCCUGUGGCCCGGCUCGGUGAAUGGAAAGGGAGCACAGAACCAGCCGAUGGGCUGCCAGCACGGCGAGGAAUUCGACGAGUCGUACCUCUCCACCUUUGGGGCCCUGCUGAGGUACUACUGGCCGACUGACGCCAAGUGCAACAACACCAUGAGCUGCUUCAUCCUGUCCGAGUGGAUGAAGCACGGCACCUGCGCCGUCGUCCCCGGCGCCGAUGGGACGGCGUUCCGGCUGCCGCAGGAGGCGUAUUACCGCACGGCGUUUGUGCUGGCCAACGAGGUCAACGCCAACCCGGCGCUGCAGACACGGCUUCUGAAGAAGAAGAACAUGGAGCCGCUCAUCAGCACCGGCUGCGUGCAAUGUGCGUAUCUCGCCACAGUCGGCUGGACGGAGACGACGGUGGACAGCGUGCCGAGGAUGUCUGGCCAUUGCAUCAAUCAGUGCUUUGCAUGCAGCGACUGGGACAUGUGCCCUCCGGCCCAUCUGGACAGCACCGUCUUGCUGGACCCCAGCAACGCACCCCAGAGCAGCAGUGCCAAUGCCAGCAUGCCCCUUGUGGAGUUUGGGAUGCCAGCCCUGUCAAGGAACAUUGACAACAGCUCCCCUUGGAAAGGCACAUGGCGCUCGUUUGGCGCCGAGCAGAUUGGGUCGGGCAAGUUUGAGUUCGCCCAGACCUUCACCGAGGACACCCUGAGCGUCACCACCGACAGCCCGUACCCCCAGACGUGCACGUACGAGAUUCGAUCGCCCGGGGAGAUUAUCCUGCAGAAAUGCGGUGCGAACCAUCACCUGGAGGAGUGCCUGGUGCAGCGACUGCCGGACAUUGGCGGCCUCGAGGUGGCCUUUUUGGCGUGUAACCACACCGGGGCCCCGGCGCCGGCCAGUUUCGACGCUGCAAUGGACACUCACGGCUGUGGAAACUUUCUCAUGUUCCGCUGCAAGUCGUCCUCGGAGGGCUGUGCCUUUCUGCCCGACGCCAGCCCUGCCGCUCCACUGCCAGCGGCCAGCAAACAUGAAGCGUCCAAGGAUAAGCCCGUCCUUCUGAGCCCCGAUCAGCCAGGCAUUGCCGGGGCACCGCCGGCGCUGCUGGGUACAUGGCGCUCGCUCCAGGUUUCAGAGAACUAUCAAGAGGGUCUGGCUCGAUGGAAUUUCACUGCCAAUGGCCAGGCGUCGCUGGAAUGGCCCAAUUAUAAAAGCCGCGGCGUGGAGCGCUAUGCCGUCACCCAUUCGGAGCAUGACGACCUGGUAUUCCUCGCCGGCGCCAGUGGCAGCAUCACCUGCCGCUUCGACUUUCAGUACGACCCGGUGUAUUCCUACGCGGUGCUUGACUGCGGUGUGGCAUCUGAUGAUGUAGCAGACAGCUUCCUGUCGCCGCACACGCAAUGGGCCAUGGGGCGAUGCAACCCGUGCAGCUCCCAGUGUAGAUACUCGUGCGGCCCGGAGAACAACUACUGCGGGGCCGGAUCGUGCGGGCCGGCCGACACGGACUCGGUGCCGUCCAACACGGAGAGGGUUGCACAAGUUCCUCUGGCAGGCGUAGCAGACCCCAGGCCAAGCCACAACUGGUGCACGCCGGACGACUCCAGCUGCUGGCCCACCAAGACGGCCAUCCACGAGCUGGAGCAAGAGCUGGAUCCCAAAGCACCACGGCUCGGCCUCCAGUGGAGCAGCUACCCCCAGCCGCAGCCGGCCCCGGUGCCGACGGGCUCUGUCAACAACCAGUCCUUCUACGGCCUGGGAGACACGCCCACCGGGUUCAAGGCCUUGUAUUACUACGAGGACGUGAAUGAGAUGCAGCGCCCGUGCUUCAAGGUAUCCGCCAACUCGACGGAAUGGAACCACGCAUCGGACAUGUGCAAGGCGGCGCUCCACCAGAACGAGUACCGCGACUGGAACCCCUUCAUCGUCGUGUUCCCCCUCAACGAGCAACAUGUUGCCAGCGCCUUGACCUUUGCUGCCCGUCACCGACUAUGCAUUGCCACAUCCGGGACAGGCCACGAGUACAACAGCCGCAACUCGUGCCCGACCGGCGGCAUCCUCAUCCGCACCAUUCUGUUCAAGGACAAGGCCUUCCUGCCUACCUGGAACGAGGACCCAUCCAUUUCUCCCAGCGGCGCGUUCAAGUUUGGCGCCGGCGCAGUCUUUGCCGAGAUGCACGCCUUCUCCGCGCAGUACAGCCGCGUUAUCGCCUCGGGCUGGUGCUCCACCGUCGGCAUGGUCGGCUUCCAUCUCGGCGGCGGCCACGGGCCCUUUGCGCCGUCCAUGGGCCUCGGCGUGGACAACGUGCUGGAGAUUGAAGUCUUGCAGAUUGGCCAAGACGGCGCCGUGCACAAGAAGAUGGCCAGCCGCCGGCACAACGCGGAGCUCUUCUGGGCCAUGCGCGGCGGCGGCGGCGGCGUGUGGGGCGUCAUUCUCUCCAUGACGAUCCGGGCUCACGCCGUGCCCGACGGAGGCCUCAGCCGCGUCUUCAUGCCCCAAAACGGCACCUUUUGUUCCGGCUCGGGCCAGUUUGGCUAUGAGUGGCUGCGGACCAUGUGGAAGGGCUUCUCUGCCUGGAACCUGAUGCUGAACCAAAAGGUCAGCACGCAGGCGGCCUUUUUCAUCAACACGACCAACUAUGCGACGGGCGGGCUCUGCGCAGUCACAUGGCAGUUCAACUUUGAGUACUUUUACGCGGGCGGCCAAGCAGAGCCGGACUAUGUUCUGUUCCGCGACAAGCUCCAGGAGGUGCUUGGGGGCCCGCCCGUGACGGAGACCAACUUCCACUCGGCCUUUGACUACAUCCUCUCCAUGCCGGCUGAUAAGUUCCCGCUCGCCGUCUUCAACCCGCUGCCUGCUCCGCACCCGCCGUCCGACGCUGCCACGGGCUCGCAAAACUCGGUGUUUGUCUCGCGACAGGCCAUGGAGAAGAAAUUUGCGCCGACGAUGAUGGACGUGCUGGAUAUCUGCGUGGCGUCGCUGAAGCAUCCGGACUCGACGUCGCCGGGGCCAGGAGGGAGCCGCUGUGGCUUUCACUACCUGUACACUUCGCUGACGGGCAACAAGGGGAGCACGCAGGCAAAGGGUACGGCCAUCUCGUCGGGCUUCCGAGAGGCCCUCAUGUUGUGGAACGCGCGGACCUUGUCUACGAAGCAGUCGAAUGAGACGUUGUAUGAGAUUGGGCCGAAUAGCUAUUUCUCCGAGAGCUCGUAUGUGAUGCAUGACUGGACGGGGAGGUAUUGGGGACAGGAAAAGUAUGAAAAGUUGCUGGCGGUGAAGAAGGCGCAUGAUCCGGGGAGUCGGUUUUGGUGCCAUCAUUGUGUGGGGGAUGAUCCGAAGGAUGCGUAUGGAGAGCCACUUGGUGUUGGGAGCUCGUGAGCAUCUGUGUGUUUACUUGGCAUUGUCUGCGUCGAUUUGGUGUUUUUGUUAGUCUGGAUGUGAAGUUUAGCGUUGUCUAACAAGUUGGAUAAAAAAUAUUGACUAGGCAUAAUAUAUAUAAGACUUGUG
Molecule: messenger RNA, 3816 nt
Organism: Trichoderma atroviride IMI 206040
Lineage: Eukaryota; Fungi; Ascomycota; Sordariomycetes; Hypocreales; Hypocreaceae
Molecular function (GO): FAD binding; oxidoreductase activity; ribonuclease T2 activity
Source: RefSeq, a predicted model, not a curated record